Molecule: messenger RNA, 948 nt
Organism: Medicago truncatula (barrel medic)
Lineage: Eukaryota; Viridiplantae; Streptophyta; Magnoliopsida; Fabales; Fabaceae
Product: probable polygalacturonase At3g15720
Exons: 8
Coding region: 1-948 (315 amino acids)
Biological process (GO): carbohydrate metabolic process
Molecular function (GO): polygalacturonase activity
Source: RefSeq, a predicted model, not a curated record
AUGCAAUAUGGUGCACAUGGUGAUGGCAAAACUGAUGAUUCACAAGCAUUUAUUAAUGCAUUUAACAGUGCGUGUAAAGCAACUGGGAUGUCAACACUAGUUAUACCGGCAGGAAAAACAUUUAUGGUGUCGAAAGUAAUUUUUAGCGGUCGUUGUAACGCCAAAGUUCGUAUUCAGCUUGAAGGGCAGAUAGUUGCACCCUCUAAGGCAAAUUCGAAAGCACAAUCAUAUUGGUUUACUAUUGAAUAUGUAAAUGGACUCACAAUUGAUGGUAAUGGUCAAGGAGGACUUGAUGGAGACGGUUCUACUUGGUGGGAAAGCGGUGGUGAAAGACCUGGGGUACAGGCCUUGCUUUUUCAUUCUUGCAACGAUCUUAGUGUUAGUAACCUAAGGAUCACCAAUAGCCCGAGUUCUCAUGUAUCCAUUAAUAUGUGCAAUCGUACAACAUUCUCUCAUGUAUCCAUCAAUUCACCUGCUACUAGUCCCAACACUGAUGGGUUUGACAUUUCUUUUUCCACUGAUAUUCGUAUAGAAAAUUCCAACAUAAAAUCUGGUGAUGAUUGCAUUGCUGUUAAUGGUGGCUCUAAUUUUAUCAAUGUUACCGGGGUUACCUGUGGACCCGGUCAUGGGAUAAGUGUUGGCAGCCUUGGUAAAAAAAGAACUAAUGAUCAAGUUUCCGAUGUUCAUGUGAGAAAUUGCACAUUCAAGGAGACUCAAAAUGGAGCACGAAUCAAGACAGUUCCGGGUGGAUCAGGUUAUGCAAGACAUAUUACAUAUGACCAAAUUAUCCUUGUUAAUGUUAAGAACUCCAUAAUUAUAGAUCAAUAUUACAAUGAUAUUAUUCCUCAGGCUGGAGAUGUGUCGGUGAGUGAUGUGACAUAUCGAGGAUUUACUGGAACUUCAGCUAACGACUUAGCUAUUCAGUUAAAUUGUGGCUCAUCUGGUUGA